This is a messenger RNA of Drosophila grimshawi, 418 nucleotides long. RefSeq lists its product as uncharacterized. The record is from RefSeq and is a predicted model, not a curated record. The transcript is spliced from 2 exons. The coding region runs from base 42 to 353 and encodes 103 amino acids. Lineage: Eukaryota; Metazoa; Arthropoda; Insecta; Diptera; Drosophilidae.
AAAACGUGCUUUUAGCGUAGUUAUUGUUUAUUAGCAGCAAAAUGCCACAAGGUAAAUUUAAGAAAGCUAAGUUACCGGCUGCCAUACAAAACAAGAAGAAACAGCAGAAACAAGCAGCCUUCACACGUCGAUCAAAUGCUCCCAUCCAAGCGAAGAAAGGCAAAUUCAAUGAAACGCAAAAAAUUAAGGCGGUCAUUUCAAAAUCGGUUAACAAAAGUGUCGAAAGCGAGCUCCGUUCGCGUGCCCACGAAGGAUACAUACAGCUCAGCAAAGCCCAAGAAGCCGUCGCCAAACAUCAUGCAACACAGGCAGCGGCAGCAGCAGCCGCCAGCACCAGCAAAACUGGGCAAUAAAUAUUACCUAGUCUUACUUAGUUUAAUUUCCUUAUAAUUAAAUAAUGUUACAUUUUACAACAUUA